Molecule: messenger RNA, 2133 nt
Organism: Drosophila kikkawai
Lineage: Eukaryota; Metazoa; Arthropoda; Insecta; Diptera; Drosophilidae
Gene: ohgt
Product: E3 ubiquitin ligase component cereblon
Biological process (GO): protein ubiquitination
Cellular component (GO): Cul4A-RING E3 ubiquitin ligase complex
Source: RefSeq, a predicted model, not a curated record
CUAUCGAUGAGCCCCCAUCACCUUUCGAUAUUUUCCUUUGUCAAAAAAAAAAAGUAAAUAAAAAAGUAAAUAAAAGAAUUUUAUUUCCCAGCGAAACAAAUCAAAAUCACCUUACAACAAAUGGACGACGAGGAGACAGCAGAAAUUAAUUCGGGUCACGGUACGACAGACGCAGCGGGGGCCCAAGGCUAUGCCAAUGGUGGGCCAGGGGGGAUGGGGGAGCCGAGAACGCAGCCUCCCGAGGAUGCGCAUGAAGUCGAGCAGAUACAGCUGCAGCUGCAGCCCCAGCAACAGGAGGAACCACAGGAAACUGGGAACAGUGCAAUAGAUCCCCUGCAGGCAGCAGAGGAAGAUGAGGUUUUCGCAGAUCCAGAGGCGGAGCGGGUCAAUCAGAACGACACCCAGGAUGUGGGUACCGACACUCCCGAUGCGAGUAGCGACAUGUCCUUGGAGAGCCGCGGCAGCGAAGAUGAUUCCGAUUUAGAGGCCCUGCCCCGCUGGAUGAUUCCUCCAAACCGCCACCUGUCUGCUGUGGAGCAAAUGGUGGCGCAGGCCCGCAACCGGGAUGGAGGAAUAGCUGCCCUGCUUAACCGGGACAAUUUCCUGCAGCGAGUGCGGAGCAUGGUCUUCAGCCAGGAGCGGCGUCGCAGUCGCACUAGCGACGAGACCAGCCAAGAGGAAGCCGAACCCUCGAACCCAGCCCUGCCACCACCGCCAGCACCGGCACAGCCAGACAUCGACAUGGAGGAGGGUGUGCACUUCGACACCAAUUUGCCGGCGGAGCACUCGUACUUUGGCACGCACCUGAGCCGCGUGCCAGGCGUGGACUACCUGGAGGUGGGCAGCACCCAUCACAUGCUCAUCUUCCUGCACCAGCACAUCCUCUUUCCCGGCGAGGUUCUGCCCUUCAUGAUCGACGGCAGCAUGUUCGAUGACGACAUGCCUGGCCUGGAUGGCCUGAUCUUUGGCGUGGGCUUCCCGCUGAUGCAGCCGCCGGAGAACAACCCGCACAAGUUGUACGGUGUCACGUGCCAGAUCUACGAGCGGGGUGAGAGCGACCGAGAGUUGGUGUUCUACAAGUCUCGCGCUCUGCAGCGCAUCGUCAUCAACUGCGACGAUAUCCAGGGACCGCCGCACUACAUAGCCCGCAAUCCGACGACCAAGUGCUUCAGCAAAGUCAAGGUUCUGCCCGAGUACUUCCUGCCCGAGCCCCUGCAAACCGUGGAUAUGGGCUCAAUGGCCCGGUUUAGGGAUAUUUCCUCGAUGCGGGACCAGUACCGCCGGUUCCAGUUGGCCAGUACUCCCUGGCCGGCGGAUGCCUGCCAGGAGUAUGCCUUCGACGACAUCGUGGAGCGGGCACGCAAGAAGCUGGAAAUUCACAAGAUCAACACCAUGCCAAAAUGCCCCAUCCAGCUCUCGUUCUGGCUGGUGCGCAAUCUCCACCUGAACGAGAAGAUGAUGCGACUGACCUUCCUCACAGACUCGGUGAACACUCGCCUCCAGUUGAUCGGGAGCACGCUGAAGGAGGAGUCCUUCUUCUACUGCCGCUAUUGCAACAGCAGCCUGGCCCAUUGCUCGGAUCUAUUUGCCAUGUCCAAGCACGGGGUGCAGACGCAAUACUGCAAUCCAGAGGGCUACAUCCAUGAGACAAACACCGUUUACCGUGUGAAACACCAUGCCAUAGGCUACAGCGGCGAGCCAUCCACCAAAUUCAGCUGGUUCCCGGGCUACCAGUGGCACAGCAUCCUGUGCAAGUUCUGUGCCCAACACGUCGGCUGGGAGUUCAAGGCGGUGCAGCCCAAUCUCACUCCCAAGGUGUUCUUCGGCCUGGCCGGUUCCAGCGUUCGGAUUGGAGGUGCCAGCGAGAACACGGUCAACGGCAGCUCCUUUGUGGUAAGGAACAUGCUGCGCCUGAUCUCCAACGAGAUGGAAUGAGGCUGGCGCCUGCUGAAGCGAUGCUUCUGCUGCUCCUGCUGCCGUUGUACGGAUGACAUUGCUUAAAUCGCUGUGGGAAAGAUUGAUCUACACAUAUGGACGCGUAUAUGUUCUUUAGUUAAAUAAAUUAUAACUAGUUGAUAUUUAAGAUAAUUUGAAACUAAAACUAAAGCUUUUCUCUAAGUUACACUGGAAAAA